AUGGUGUAUAAAGAUGAGGAUGGCACGCUCAUGAAGGAGAUAUCGUGUAAGGUGGAGCUGCGGGAGGUGACUGAGGAGCAGCUGAUCAGUGAUUGGAGUUGGGAGCGGCUGUAUGAGGCGGCUGUACACCACAAGGAGCGUGGUGUGGAGCUGUUCAAGCAAGGGAGGGCUGUGGAUGCAUUCCGCAGGUUUAACAAGGCCCUGAAGAUGCUGAUUGCCACUGAGCCACUAGACCCAGCAGUGGUUAGCGAGGAAGUGGUCAAAGAUAUGGUCAAUCUGAAGGUCAAAUUGUACAACAACUUAGCACACUGCCAGCUACAGUUCAAUGAGUAUGAUGCUACCUUGAAGCUGUGCAACAAAGCCCUCAAGUUUGACCCCGAGAAUGCUAAGGCACUCUACAGGAGGUCAGCCGCACACUCCGGUUUGAAGAUGUAUGAAGAAGCUUGGACUGACAUCCAGAAUGCUCUACGUUUAGACCCAACAGACAAAGCAUCACAACGAAAGGCAAGCUCACUCAAACCAAGAAUUGAAAAGAUCAACAAAGAUUACACCAGCGUCAUCAAGAAAAUGUUUAGUUAA
Trichoplusia ni (cabbage looper) is the source of this 579-nucleotide messenger RNA. RefSeq names its product 70 kDa peptidyl-prolyl isomerase-like. Lineage: Eukaryota; Metazoa; Arthropoda; Insecta; Lepidoptera; Noctuidae. The record is from RefSeq and is a predicted model, not a curated record. The transcript has 3 exons. Gene Ontology annotation, molecular function: protein binding. Bases 1 to 579 code for a protein of 192 amino acids.